UAAAUCCCAGGGCUGAGGCCAGGCAGACAGUUCUCUGCCAGCAGCCAAGGUGGAACGAGCUCUCCCAGAGCAAGCAGAGGGGGAGAGGCCAGACUGUAGGUACAGCCCCGAGAUUGGGGAAGGAUGGAGCACCCCGGGUGUGGCUGGAAUAAUGGUAUAGCCGGGUGGCUAGGAUUUAUGUUAUAGCCCAGGGGCUUGUGUUUUGUUUUCUGUUUUGACUGGUGGCUUGGGUGAGGCUAUAAGGGGAUGGAGGAGGCCUCAUAGGGGACUCAUAGUAGCAUGGGGACCCCAGCCCCAGAGAGGGGGGCAGCAAGAGAAGUCCCAGAGAGGGGGGGCAGAGAAGGUGCAGUUUUUGGGGGGACACAAACCCCGAUACUCGAAGGCAGUUGUAUUUUGUUUUUUUUCUUGUUUGGACUGACGGGGCGGGUUUGGGGUUACACCCUGGUUUUCAGCCUGCAGCGCUCUGGUUGUGGGUCUGGCUCCUAUGGGUCUGGGCCAGGGAGUACCAGGCUCCAAAAAGGGAGCAGGAAAGGGGGCUAUGAGCCUCCAGGCACUGGAAGGAAAAAAAAGGCUAGAGCCUUGGAGUCGAACCCUGUUUAGUGGGUUUGGAUGGGGAGGCCUAGCCAGAGAAAAUAGGGGUCUGGUUAUAACAGGAGAGACCCCAACAUACCCAAUAUAAUAGGCAGUCUCCCGCUUGCAUAAACAAAUUUUCCAUCAAGACAUGGCAGGAGAGAUUAGGGUGGGACUGAAGAAUUUCAAAGCCGGCUACAAGGGCGCCCCACGUAAGGCAUGGAUAACCAGAAAGGUGGCACUGGGGAGGGCGACCUGUUACAGGUCUGCUUGUAGUUGUUCCCUGCCCUCCGGUGUGUCCACUUCUUUCCACAGUUUUGUAUCAUCUGCAAACUUGGACAGAGUACGCUUCACUCCCUCAUCCAAGUCACUGAUGAAGACAUUGAAGAGUAUCGGUCCAAGGACUGAGUCCUGCAGGACCCCACUGCCCACGUCCUUCCAGCCUAUAUUUAUGGAUCUGCCUGGACAAAACAGGGCCAAGGAUGGUUGAAUUUGUUUUCUGGAAUCCCUGGCUGGGUUGAGCAAGAUUAUUUCUGGAAGGUGCCCUGAAUCCUUUACAAGUUCCUACCUUGGAGACCAUGAGUGUACCCUGCUGAGUAGAUCAGACUACCGCUGCUUAUGCCCACAUGCAUCAGGCCAGUGUUCUCUGCCUGUUCAUGUUCCACUCAGCAGCCAGGAUGGGGUCUCGUCAUUUUCCAGCUCGAACAGUGCUUUUUGAGAGGGAACUGAAUGGAGUGACUUACCGCGUCCCUGCUCUGCUCUACAUCCACUGCGUGGGAAAGCUGCUGGCCUUUGCUGAGGAGAGGCUGAGUGCUGACGAUGCUCAUGCCAACCUGCUGGUGCUAAGGAGGGGGUCUUUCUACAGGAACUCUGUGGAGUGGGAAGACAUGAGAGCACUCGAGACUGCAACCUUGAGGCACCAUCGGUCCAUGAACCCCUGCCCAGUCUAUGACGAAUUCACAGGCAUAGUCUUCCUCUUCUUCAUUGCUGUACUAGGCAAGACUCCUGAAGCUUAUCAGAUUAUUACGGGUCAUAAUGCCGCCCGCCUAUGCUAUGUGGCCAGUUCCGACCAGGGUCUGAGCUGGAGCAAGGUUACCGACUUGACAGAACAGGUCAUCGGCAGAGCCAUUGAAGAAUGGGCCACCUUUGCCCUUGGUCCUGGCCAUGGAAUUCAGCUCAAGUCAGGGCGUCUGCUGGUGCCUGCCUACGCCUACCACAUUGACUGCAAGGAAUGCUUUGGGAAGCUCUGCAAAACGACUCCCCACUCCUUCACCUUCUACAGUGAUGACCACGGCCAGACCUGGCACUACGGUGAAUAUAUCCCCAACCUGAAGACAGGGGAAUGCCAGUUAGCUUCUGUGGAUGAGGAAGAUGGCAGUAAUGUCCUCUACUGUAAUGCCAGGAGCCCUUUGGGUUUCCGUGUGCAGGCCCUCAGCACUGACGAUGGAGCAGUUUUCCACUUGGGGCAACUGGUCCCACGGCUGGUAGAACCACCGCAUGGCUGCCAGGGCAGCAUCAUUGGCUUCCCUGCUCCUCUCUUCUAUAGCCCCAGCAAUCCCUACUCAUGGCAGAGAUCACAUGGCUCCAUCAAUGGCUUAGAGUGCCCAUUGUUCUCUAGAAAUAGUGCUAGGCUUCAGUAUCUUCCUCUCUGCAAUGUGGAUAUUGAUACCCUACCAACCGAGCCUUUGAUCUGUCAGCCUCAGGGCUACCAACAACAUAUGGCAUCUGAAGGGCCCCAUCCACCCAGUAACUGUAGCAAUGAAACCCAGGGCACCCCAUCCUCUGUUUCAUCUUGCAGAAAUCAGGGACAGCACAAACCAAGAGCCACUUUCAAAUCCAAUGUCUUCCACCUCCCAACCUGGCUGCUCUAUUCCCAUCCAACAAGCCCCAGAUCUCGGAUCAAUAUGGGGAUUUACCUUAGUACGUUCCCCCGGGAUGCAGAGAGCUGGACUGAGCCUUGGGUCAUUUAUGAAGGCCACAGCGCUUACUCGGAUCUGGCCUAUAUUGAACUACCAUACUCUGAGUUCUCAGCUACAGGGAUCCCAACCAUUGCCUUUGGCUGCCUGUAUGAAAAUGGGAUAAGGUCCCCAUAUGAGCAAAUCUCUUUCAGUCUGUUCACACUGUAUGAAGUGAUUCAGAACAUCCCCCUGAAAUCCACAUUACCUUACUGUAAGCUCCCCUUGGCUAAUAAAAAGAAGAGAAGGAAGUGCUGUGUCAUCUCCUAGAGGACCAGGUUCACUGGCUCUCACCUCCUUAAUGCCACAGUGAAGGAGAAUGAUGUGCAGGAUGAAAGUUGCUAUAUGGUGGCAUCUGAAGGACAUGAAGCUGUUAGCUUCUGCUCAGGCUGAAUAGCCAGGGGGGCAGAUCAUCAGCUGGUGAAAACAGGCAUAGUUCCAUUGAAGUCAGUUCAGCUAUGUUGAUUUACACUAGGUAGGGUCUAGCCUAUACGAUUCAAGGAGGCUGGAAAUGGUGCACCCAUAAUCAUACAAACAGUCGGACCAAAGCCAGUAGUUUUAUAACAUGCAUGAAUAAGGCUUACUCCUGUAAGCAAAAGUUUGUGAGAUCAAACCCAUGAGCUGAGUUAAUAGCCUAGAAUGGUGUUAGGGCCCUGCCAUACGUUCAAAUUAAAGCUGGAUAGAAACCAGCUAUAAAGUUGUUACACAUUUUCAAACACUAGCUUUGUAGCUGGCUGGCUUUUUUUUGUAACCGGACGGACAUUUUUAUGGUGUAAUUAUUACUUUGCGUGUGUGGUCGGUCUAAAUUUAUCAUGUAAUAUAUGUAACGUGUGGCAGGGGCCUUACCUACAUAGGCAGUUUACCUUGCAGCAGUAUAAGAAAACCAUGUGCAUACAUUUUUACAAAUAAUCACAAACAUCAGUGCAGGAUAAAUCAUUCCUUUAAAAUAAGAGCAACAUGUUCUUGAUCAGCCUAAGAGGCAGUGGAGGCUGAGUCCUGCUAUCUUGCACCCCAUACCUUUAUUUGCAUCUUUUAGAAUGCUCCUCAUCCUUUAGCUAAUAGAGCAGACAUGCCUUGUUGGUUGGCAUUGGACUCCACAUCAAAAAAAGCUUGUGGAAAUUUUGAAUGGAGUUAUCUUGCUCUCCUUUUCAUCAAAAGGGUAAAACCCCUUUUUUACCUUUCAUCCUGGGUCUAUUUUCUAUUACGUCCUCCAUAGGCAGCUUGUUCUGAACAGUUUUCCAUAGUGGGUCCUGAGGGAGAAUUCUUUUUUAAAUCAUGAGAACUUGGAAGCAGGGGCUUGAGGAAAGGGUACAAGGGAAGGACUAGAAAAAUGCAUCAGGGUCUGUCCCAGAUCUGCAACCAACUGAGUGAGUCACUUGAGUUAGACACCAAGGGUGCCUAUAUAUGUGCAUUGAGGCUGCUCCAAUGCACUGUAAUUAUAGCGCGUCAGAGCAUGGUAAUUACCAUGCUCUAGCAGACUCCAGCGUCACAGGUAUCAGUGUCCCCAUGCUGAAAUAUGGUGGCGGGGCGGUUUAACUAAAGCUUGUUCGAUGAGUUUUAGUUAAAGGCCUGCUGCCAUUUUUCAGCGUGGGGGACAAUGAUACCCAUGAUACCCCAGGCACUUUAAUUAAAGAGGCUCUUGGAGCCUCUCUAAUUAAAGUGUCCCAUCCUUCCUGUCCACCAGAGCAUGUGUAUAAUUGUCCCUAGAUCCCUGCAUAGCAGGCAACUAUUUUAGAUGUCCAAAUGCAGAUGUAUGUUAAUUUCUUUGGUGUCUUAGGUUUGCAGGUGUUGGCUUUCACUUCUGUGCUUCAUUUUCCUCAUCUUAUGGAAUGGAGGUAGCACUUGUUCUAUGAUGCACAUAAUGUUGGCAAUGCCUGGCUUUUGCAGGCCAUGAAGGCAAAGUUCCUUCUUCAAGGAGUUCACAGGCUGCAAAGGAGAAAGCUGUCAUGGGCUGUGCAGGGGAACAAUGGAUGGCAAUGACCAACACUGAGGGAGGGACUCUGAGCCUUGAACUUCAGGCAAGAACAUUAUUUACAGGAACUGUGCCGGCCAUUAUGUUGCAAUUCCACAUUUAUCUUGUGAGUUUAUUUCUUAAAUGCCUUCUAAUCUCAUGCCAGCAGAGGACAGGACAGAUCCUGUCAGUUUGCCACUGAAUUCUGAGAAAUGACUGCUACAGAAAGCAUUGGAAGGAGGAAAUACAGAGAACUAGCACAGGAUUAGGUUAAAGCUGUUUACAAACCCAAGGCUCAGGUGGGCAUAAGUGAGGAACUGGGUGUGUGAAAAGCAAAGGGAGAGAUCAGAUGGUUCCUGGAUAAAGGGCCUUGCUCUUCUAGCCAGUGUUGUACCACUUGCCAAAGUUGAGGUUAUGAAGAAAUUCUUUCCUCAAGUCAGAUUGGCAAGGACCAGAGAGGGAUUGAUUUUUGCUUCCCUCUGUUGUGUGGGACAUGGUUCUUGUCCUCAGAUCUUCGAAACAUAUAGUAACUACCUUUACCACUUUUGCUGCAGGGGCACGGUAUUGGCAGUACUUUUUCUCCCCUGCUUUCACCUAUGGUACGUUAAGGGUGUUCUUGGCAUUUUGGCUACUGUGUCAGGAUGAGGUGCAAUUCUGAGGAUUUUUUCAAUGAAGGGUUGUCUUGAACACAGGGGGGCUGAACUCAGUGGCCUAGGAGGCUGCUUCUAGUCUUCUCUUCCUGAGAGACCAUGGUAAGAGGAAGCAGGAAUUGUGGUCACGAGGGAGUGGGGGUACCAUGUGUAGUCUACAGAAGGUGGGAAUGGGUGUCAAGGAAAAUGGGGCUGAAGCCAAGGUUGUGUCUACAGCUUUAUCUAUAACUGGAGAACAUGGAAGGGCAACAGGUGAAGGCAAGCAAGGGGCAGCACUGCAGUACACACAUGGUGUGCCUAGGGGGUAUUUAAUGCUAGCAGUAAUAAACAUCCUUCACUACGACUAGGUUGAGGCCACCAGGCUCCUGUCUCUUUUUUCCCCAGACAGAAACAGUACAGAAGGAGAGACUCCUCCUCACAUAUCCUUAGUAACUGCCCAGCUGCAGGGAAAGGCACUGGCCUUUUCACUGUUGGGGGAAAGGAUAUUCCUGGCUGCCUAAGGGGAUGGAAAGCAGACAAUUUUAGAAAGAACUGAAACCUCUCUCCAUGAGUAGCCACAACAGUGCUAGAAUAAGAGAUGUACAUGGAUGUGUCCCCACUACCUGCUAUAGAGAUCCAAGUUACAGAAUGCUACAGGUUGGGCAUCCCCCUGGACACUUCUUCAUGCAGCAUUCUGCCUAGAGGUACUAACACCAUUCCCAGGGAACAGAGGACUCGCUGUUAUACCCUCCCUUAAAACUAAAACUGUGAGGCCUAGUCUGGUCUCUCUCUCUCACUCCUUUAAAAACAGAUGAAGGCAAAAGAUGCAGACAAUAGAAAUAUUUUGUCUUUCCCUUUAUGAAUGGAGAAGUAGCCCUAUGCAGAGGGCUGUAUGUUCAUGAUCAAUUAUUUUGGUAGCAGAAGUUUGUAUUUUUUGGCUGGAUGGCUUAUUUGAAAAUCUGAAAGAAAAAAAAACUUGGUUUGAGUCUAACCAAAACUAAUUUAAAGUUGACCCAAACUGAUUUUUUUUGUUCUUUGUUUUGGGCUUAGGCUGACUUUUUUACUUUUUUUCUUUAGGUCAGAUUUUAAAUAGAAAUUAUUUUGUUUGGAAGCAUCAAGGCAAAACAUUUUUCUUUUGUCUGAAAUGGUUUAGAGACUGUACCAUGGAUUGGGGGGGAGGGUGGAUUAAAUACACUCUUGUUUCCCUUUCAGAUCCACUUUCCCCUCUUUUUUCUUACCAAACUUAUUCAUCACAUUUGUGAAUUCACAUGGAUUUUGUACCUCUCCAAGCUUGAUUUUUGGAAUUUACUAUUAUGGCAGUUGACUAUUUCCUAUUCAUGGAAAGAAAUUUCUCCCACUGCUUAUAGCCUCAGAUGGCUUUAACUUAAUGUCAAAGUCCUGAAGUUAAGGUUGUGUCAUUCUUAAGUAGACUUGACAUUAAAGUAAAAAAUUGUAUCAGUUUUUGACAAGCUUUUCAAUAAAUGCAUCAUGUAUUGGUA
Molecule: messenger RNA, 6604 nt
Organism: Alligator mississippiensis (American alligator)
Lineage: Eukaryota; Metazoa; Chordata; Crocodylia; Alligatoridae
Gene: NEU4
Product: neuraminidase 4
Exons: 6
Coding region: 1197-2795 (532 amino acids)
Biological process (GO): oligosaccharide catabolic process; ganglioside catabolic process
Cellular component (GO): cytoplasm; lysosome; membrane
Molecular function (GO): exo-alpha-sialidase activity
Source: RefSeq, a predicted model, not a curated record